AUGUCCUACGGAGAUUCGAAUCCACGACUAUCAGAUCGAGCUAAGUAUCCGUAUUUCUAUCGAACGGUUCCAAGCGAGACGGACUUCAACGUAGCGAGAGUUAAACUGCUGCGACAGUUUAACUGGAACAGGGUUGGGACGCUUUUUCAGGAUGCUUCGAGUGGGAUCGACAAGCAUUCUUUGAUUCAUAGCAACCUGACAGAGAUGUUGGACCGGAUGGACAUUGAGAGGCAGACGGAAAGUUUUUCAACUGACCCAAGAACUGCACUUGAAAACCUUAAAACAACCAGACAAGUGAACAGACAGACAGAACGGAAUGAUAGAGAGGAGAACAAAAUGACAGACAGAGGAGAACAGACAAAGAGGAACAGACAGAGGAACAUACAUUCAGACCGACAGGCAAAGCAGGCAGUUGAUAACAGUGACAAUAAACAACAAUGA
This is a messenger RNA of Helobdella robusta, 441 nucleotides long. RefSeq lists its product as hypothetical. The transcript is spliced from 3 exons. The record is from RefSeq and is a predicted model, not a curated record. Gene Ontology annotation, biological process: G protein-coupled receptor signaling pathway; gamma-aminobutyric acid signaling pathway. Gene Ontology annotation, cellular component: G protein-coupled receptor heterodimeric complex; membrane. The coding region runs from base 1 to 441 and encodes 146 amino acids. NCBI's taxonomy places the organism in Eukaryota, Metazoa, Annelida, Clitellata, Rhynchobdellida, Glossiphoniidae. Gene Ontology annotation, molecular function: G protein-coupled GABA receptor activity.